Molecule: messenger RNA, 963 nt
Organism: Elaeis guineensis (African oil palm)
Lineage: Eukaryota; Viridiplantae; Streptophyta; Magnoliopsida; Arecales; Arecaceae
Source: RefSeq, a predicted model, not a curated record
AUGGACUUACGUAUAGGAAUUCGAUUCGAUAAAGAUCGAGGAAUAACCGAUCAGGAGCUUAUGCCUGGGACAGCUUCCACAGGUGAGGGUGGUUAUGGCAGUGUAUUCAAAGGAUUUCUUCCUAAUGGAGUGCCCAUUGCUGUGAAGAUACUCGUGAGAUCUAUGGGCAGUAAUGGUGAAGAUUUUGUAAAUGAAGUAUGCACCAUUGGUAGGAUUCACCACAUCAAUGUCGUGCGUCUUCUAGGAUUCUGUGCUGAUGGAUUCAAACGUGCUCUCAUCUAUGAAUUCAUGCCAAAUGAAUCACCGGCAAAGUUCAUUUUCUCAGUUGAUGGUAGAAAUACGUUGGUGGGCUGGGACAAGCUUCAUAACAUUGCCAUUGGCAUAGCCAGAGGAAUUGAAUAUCUUCAUCAGGGAUGUGACCAACGUAUCCUCCAUUUUGAUAUUAAGCCCCAUAAUAUCUUGUUGGACAAUAAUUUUUGUCCAAAGAUUUCAGAUUUUGGGCUUGCAAAGUUGUGUUCAAAAGAAAAAAGCAUAGUAUCAAUGACAGGUGCCAGAGGGACAGCAGGUUACAUUGCACCAGAAGUGUGCUCUGGGAACUUUGGAAAUGUUUCAUACAAAUCAGAUGUUUAUAGUUUUGGAAUGCUAUUGCUGGAAAUGGUGGGUGGGAGGAAGAACAUGGAUGCUACUGUGGAAAACACCAGCCAAGUGUACUUCCCAGAAUGGAUCUACCAUCGUUUGUAUCAGGAGGAGCUUGGGCUCCACAUUAUUGAAGAGAAAGACGCAUCUAUUGCAAGAAAGCUGACUGACUAUUGUGGCACUUUGGUGCAUACAAUGGUACCCAGUGGAUCGCCCCUCAAUGACAAGUGUUGUGCUGAUGUUAGAGGGAAGCAUGGAGAACUUGGUAAUGCCUCCCAAUCCUUUCACUUCUGCGGGUCCACCAAAUACUUCUGUAGCUUUGUCUGA